This is a messenger RNA of Cynoglossus semilaevis (tongue sole), 1916 nucleotides long. Its product is annotated as AN1-type zinc finger protein 6-like. Lineage: Eukaryota; Metazoa; Chordata; Actinopteri; Pleuronectiformes; Cynoglossidae. The record is from RefSeq and is a predicted model, not a curated record. Bases 142 to 867 code for a protein of 241 amino acids. The transcript has a single exon. Gene Ontology annotation, molecular function: DNA binding; zinc ion binding.
UAAAAUGGGGAGGGGGGGGUUGGUUUUAUGUCUGAGAAUUCAAAUGCUAUGCAGAUGCCACCAUCAAAAGCUGUAAGGAGACCGACUGAAGAAACGAGGGCCGAGAAGGAGACAUCGGAAAUGAUGAAUGAUUAAGUUCGGAUGAAGGCAGUGAUGCAACAUUGCAGAUGUCAACUGCCAUCAAACACCAGUACUUUCUCACUCACCGCCUGGUGGUCUGAUAGCAACCUGCUAACACUGAGACACCAAGCUUUUGUGAAGAGACGAGGCGUCAUGGCUGAGGAGCAGGACAUGACCCGAGAGUCCAACCAGAGGCAGACUCCUUUGCUCUGCUCCAUGGGCUGUGGAUUCUAUGGCAACCGCAGGAAUAAUGGCAUGUGCUCCGUGUGCUAUAAAAACUUUGUCCAGAGACAGAAUGGCAGUGGCCCUGCUCCAAACCCACCAAUGGCAUCGUCAGCUUUCAGUAGCACAGGAGAGACUCCUCCGACACAGAGCUUGGACACUUCUGCCGGCACUUCGUUGGCUAUGUCCUCUGUCCACGCAGACUCUGGUCACUGCAGUGGGCCGUCGACAGCUGCAGCGGACAUGGCGGGAGCUAGCGCCUCGGCCGUUGCGACAUCAGAAAGUGGGACGACAGCGAAUGUGGCCACAGCGACGAAGAAGCCCAAAGCUGAGAAGGCUCGCUGCUUUACCUGCCGCAAAAAGGUGGGCCUGACGGGCUUCGACUGCAGGUGUGGAAACGUCUUCUGCAGCUUACACCGAUACUCGGACACACACAACUGUACCUUCGACUACAGAGCUGAGGGUGCAGAGAGACUCAGGAGGGAAAACCCAAAGGUCGCUGGGGAGAAGAUACAGAAGCUCUGAAAUGUGCAGCAGCAGAAAUACACCUUCAUGUCCCAUCCACAUUUAUAAUUUCACAAGAGCAAUCAUCCAAUUGGAACACAGGAUGCCUCGAGCAUCACUGAUGCAACUAAUAACUAAGGUCAUUAUGUGAGGAGCUUUAUGAGAAACGGUGAUCUCGUGGCUGGUUGUUAAAAAACACAUGCAUGAAAAAACUUUUCUUUAAAACAAACUUGUGCCCAAAAAACAUCUGGCAAAGGACUUGUACAAGUAGAAAAUUGAUGCAGAACAAUGGCAAUGACAACCAACCAGAUGGAAUAUUCAAGGCAAACCAAAUGAUUUCAGAUGAAAAAGGAUAAUGAAAAAAAAAAAAAGAAAACACAGGGGAUCGAGACAAACUGCUCAAUAUCAGUGGCAACUACCUCAGAGAAAAUAAUGAAAUUUAGAAAAGGAGAAGGAGAAAUGUCCACACUGAUUUUCUCAAAAGUCCUGCCAGAUUUGUCUUCUUCUGUAAUUAUUUUAAACCACUCGAAUGAGAAAAUACAGUUUCUCCACAGUGACAGUGAAUAUAAACAUCAAUCUAAUUGAUCAUUUCUGUGGAUUGAGAUUUGAAUUAAGAGACCCUGAGCAGUUUUGAUGUACUCUGCAUUUUUUUAAAUGGUCAAUUCAUCACAUUUAAGUCUAUAGUCAACUUUCAUCGGUGGACACAUACGUGGCUGGUUAUAUUCCACAAAAGCUGCCGGACAAGCAUUUGAUGUUCAGUGACUAAAUAAAAGAGAUCCCCCUUUGCUGCUUUUUGAAUUAAUAAAUAAAUUAUUUUUUUGUAAAACCUCAACUAAUUAUUAAAGAACUCGGCUGUGAGCAAUUGGUGAGGUGUGCAGUCGGAAAGACAGAUGGGUUCAGAGUAGGCGUGUGGUUACAGCUCUGGGUUUCUAUGGUCCAUGAUUCAGGAAAUAGUUUUAUAAAUGAUGUCUGGUGAACAGCAAGUGGAUUUGUUGAAAACAUUUGAUCUGUUAUUUAAGACUCGUCACUGUUUGUAAUUGUAAAUGACAUUAAAUAUCUGUGAGUUGUAC